UUUCAAUUACAGUUUACUUACAGGAAGUGUCCAGGUCUCUAAGGACGGUGUGAUGUAAAAAGAAGCGCGCAGAGGAGCGGAUAUCACGGGAUCGGACCCGCGGCUGAAACCGGAGAGAUUGACGUCGGUGAGUUUUGCUUUUCCGCAAGUUCCGAGCGAGGGACCGUGCGGACAGCCAUGGCGGGGUCGCCGGAAUCUAUCUUCAUGAGCUCCGCCGACCUCAUCAAGAAGGAGCCGCUGGACUAUGGGGGCUGUGGUCAGGUGUACCUGUGCUACCACAAGACGUACGGCCAGGUGGUGCUGAAGACUGUGUACACCGGCCCCCCGCGGAACGAGGGGAACAAACGAUCCCUGAUGGAAGAGGGGAGCCUGAUGCACCGGCUGAACCACGAGCGCGUCGUCAAACUGCUGGGCCUGAUCCUGGAGGACGGGGCGUACUCGCUGGUCAUGGAGCUCAUCCCCAAGGGCAACCUGCUGUCCAUGCUGGAGGAGGUGGAUGUACCAGUUUCCAUCAAGGGGAGAAUUAUUCUGGAAAUCCUGGAAGGAAUGGUUUACUUAGCCAAGAAUAACGUCAUACACAAAGACCUGAAACCAGAGAACAUUCUGGUGGACAAGGACUUUCACAUCAAGAUUGCAGACCUGGGCCUGGCCACCUGUCAGAGCUGGAGCAAGCUGACGAAGGAGGAGUCUCGCCGGCUGAGCCGCCGCGGCGGGCGUGGCAGCAUUCGAACCGGCGGCACCCUGUGCUACAUGGCCCCCGAGCACCUGGAGAGCAUCCACACCCGUUCCUCCGAGAAGUCCGACGUCUACAGCUUCGCCAUCGUCGUGUGGGUCAUCCUCACCCGCAAGGAGCCGUACGAGAACGCCCGGAGUGAGGACCAAAUCUGCCAGUGUGUGCGGAAAGGAGACCGGCCGGACGAAGGCGCCAUACCCCCCUGCACGCCCACGGAGAUGAUAGCCAUCAUGAAGAAAUGCUGGCAACAGGACCCAGAGCUGCGGCCAACGUUCACAGAGAGCUAUGAGUCAUUCCAGCCCUUCUACAAGGACAGCCUGGAGAAAGAUGUGGAGGAGGAUAUCCAUAAACUCAUGGCCAUGUAUGAGGGUCCGGACCACUUUUUGGAAACUAUGAAAUCUCUAUCACUCGACAGGCCCAGCCUACAAGCUGAUCCCCCGGCCCCCCUGCGCAGCUCCGACAUCGUGCCCAUUGAGGCGAGCAUCGAGGACCUGCACUUCCACCCGGUGGAGGAGGCGGAGCCCUCGCUCCAGACGGACGCCGCCCCCGCACUCAGCGACCUUGAGCUGAAGCUGGCGCAGGAGUACGACUACCACAAGCACGGCAGCUACAGCUGCGUCGACCCCUCAGCCCAGCCCCCCCACCCCCAACACGCUGCCAUCCCCUGGACCCCCGGCCCCUGGCCCGCCGCCAACGACGCGGACAGGCCGCAGAGGGCCGCAGGGACCAUCCCGCGCCAGGUGUCCUCCGUCCAGUCCUGGAGCAAGGCCGACGCAGUCCCCGCGACCCCGGAUGACCCCCUGCGGAGGUUCAGCCCGUCGGAGGCGGCGCCCAGGCCGGAUUACAGGGGCCAGCCCCCAAGCCCCGCCUACAGCGUGGGAGCCUCUCCCAUGAGCCCCUACCCACCCUAUACGGGCCCGGCGUUCCAGCGGGUCCCGUCCUGGACGGCGCACCCGGUACCGGAGUCGUCAGACAUGCCUGACCUGGGGGCUGGAAUCCGCCAAAACUCUGCCAAGAUGCUGCCUCAGGACCCAGGAAGUCUGUUUAUACACAGUGCCAGUGGCAUCCAGAUCGGCCAUAACAACCACCUGAGUAUCCGCAGCCAGGACUUCAGCUCAGGGAGCUACCAGCCGAGCGCCGUCAGCAACAACAGCCUGUACAAAGAGCUCCUUCUGCAGUACGAGGACCGGCCGGUGAGGGAGGACCACCUGGACGUCCUGCGUGAGAAUAUCGGGGCGCAGUGGAAGCGUUGCGCCCGACGCCUCGGCCUGACAGAGACGGAGGUGGAGACCAUCGACCAUGACUUCUCCCGGGACGGGCUGAAGGAGAAGGUGUACCAGACGCUGGAGAGGUGGAGGAUGAAGGAGGGCUCCAUCGGCUGCACCGUGGGCAAGCUGUGCCGAUCCCUCAGCGACUCCGUCAAGGUGGACCUGCUCUGCCAGCUGCUGUUCCUGUGCCAAACCUCCAGCUCCUCCCCGUAGCGCUUUCCCCCUGCAGCCCCUCCUCUUUACACGUCCUCAUUGGCCCUCCUCCUGUAGCCCCUCCUCUUUACACGUCCUCAUUGGCCCUCCUCCUGUAGCCCCGCCUCUUUACACGUCCUCAUUGGCCCUCCUCCUGUAGCCCCUCCUCUUUACACGUCCUCAUUGGCCCUCCCCCUGUAGCCCCUCCUCUUUAGACGUCCUCAUUGGCCCUCCCCCUGUAGCCCUGCCUCUUUACACGUCCUCAUUGGCCCUCCUCCUGUAGCCCCGCCUCUUUACACGUCCUCAUUGGCCCUCCUCCUGUAGCCACGCCUCUUUACACGUCCUCAUUGGCCCUCCUCCUGUAGCCCCG
This is a messenger RNA of Megalops cyprinoides (Indo-Pacific tarpon), 2563 nucleotides long. It is a transcript of the gene ripk1l, whose product is annotated as receptor (TNFRSF)-interacting serine-threonine kinase 1, like. The transcript is spliced from 11 exons. Gene Ontology annotation, biological process: signal transduction; protein phosphorylation. Gene Ontology annotation, molecular function: JUN kinase kinase kinase activity; protein binding; ATP binding. The record is from RefSeq and is a predicted model, not a curated record. The coding region runs from base 178 to 2214 and encodes 678 amino acids. Lineage: Eukaryota; Metazoa; Chordata; Actinopteri; Elopiformes; Megalopidae.